Molecule: messenger RNA, 1953 nt
Organism: Dermacentor silvarum
Lineage: Eukaryota; Metazoa; Arthropoda; Arachnida; Ixodida; Ixodidae
Product: FACT complex subunit SSRP1
Exons: 1
Coding region: 1-1953 (650 amino acids)
Cellular component (GO): FACT complex; nucleus
Molecular function (GO): histone binding; nucleosome binding; DNA binding
Source: RefSeq, a predicted model, not a curated record
AUGGACUUCCUCGAGUUUCCGCACGUAUUCAAGGAGGACUGCGGUGCAAUGAUACCGGGCCGACUGAAGAUGACCAGCCAGGGAGUCGUCUUCAAGAACAGCAAGACGGGAAAAGUGGAGCGAGUGCAGGGUUCCGAGAUGGAAAGCAUCAGCUGGCAGCGCCUGGGCGCCGGCUACGGGCUCCGCAUCAUGAUGAAGACGGGCGGCAUGUGCCGUUUCGGCGGCUUCCAAGAGGACGAGCAGGAGCGCCUCGCCAAGUUUUUCCAGCAUCACUUCGAGCUCCCGCUUGCGUCGCGCGAACUGUGUCUCAAGGGUUGGAACUGGGGCACGGCGCGCUUCGAAGGCAGCGUGCUCUCGUUCGACGUGGAGAAAAACUCGGCCUACGAGAUCCCGCUGAGCAACGUGUCGCACUGCACCACGGCCAAGAACGAGGUAACGCUCGAAUUCCACCAGAACGACGACGCGGCCGUGUCACUGAUGGAUCUGCGAUUUCAUAUCUCGACCGACCCCAACUCGGAGAUGGACGCGAUACAGGCCUUUCGACACAGCGUUCUCUCCAAGGCCAGCAUCAUCCAGGCGACGGGAGAUGCCAUGGUCACCUUCAAGGAGCUUCGGUGCCUCACGCCUCGCGGUCGCUACGACAUCAAGAUCUUCUCGUCCUGCAUCCAGCUCCGUGGCAACAAGUUAGACUACAAGUUCCCACUCACGACGGUCCUGCGCCUGUUCCUGCUUCCGUACAAGGACAAUCUCCAGGUGUACUUCGUGCUCAGCCUUGAUCCGCCGAUCAAGCAGGGUCAGACACGCUAUCAUUUUCUCAUACUUCUGUUUCACAAGGAAGAAGAGACGAGCAUCGAGCUGGCGCUGUCGGACGCCGACAUCCAGGAGAAGUUUGAAGGCAAGCUGCAGAAGAACAUGUCGGGCCCCAUGUUCGAGGUGAUCAGCCGCGUCAUGAAGGCAGUGGUACAGCGAAGUAUCACCGUGCCGGGCAACUUCAAGGGCCACGGGGGAACCAAUUAUAUUAUCUGUUCAUAUAGGGCAGGCAAUGGACUACUUUACCCGCUCGAGCGGGAAUUCCUUUACAUUUACAAGCCGCCCGUACACAUUCGUUUAGACGAGAUUGCCUGCGUCAACUUCAUACCUAACGCUGACAUCUUGCGAUCAAUCAAAUUUGAGGUGGAGACUAUCACUGGUCUCGUCCACCAAUUCAGUAACAUUGAGAGAAGGGAGUACUGGUUGCUCUUCGACCAUGUGAUUGACAAGAAGCUCACCAUCAAGUCGCGGGGUACACUCUCUGAUGCAGUGUAUGCCCCUGACGCUUAUUUGGCUCGAAUCAAAGACGAAUGCCACCAGAAAGACGAAGUGAAUUCUGAUGAAUCAUCAGACGAAUCAUAUAACCCCAGCGAGUCUGGCAGUGAAGUGGCUGAGGAGUUUGACAGCAACGUAGAGACAAGCUCGGACAGUGAAGCUGGCAGUGGCAGAGGAAAGGGCCGUGGUAGCGGAAGCCGCCGAGAGAAAGCGAAGAACGAAAAGAAGGAAAAGAAGUCUAAGAGUGCCAAAAGUGGCAUAGAGCCUGGUAGGAAACAGGAAAAACCACGUCGGCCAAAGAAAGGUCGUGAUGACAACAAGCCCAAGCGGCCACCGAAUGCCUACAUGCUGUGGCUUGCCGAAAACCGCGACAAGAUCAAAAAGGACAACCCAAGUUUCACCAUCAUUGAUGUGAUGAAGCGUGCUGGCGAGCUCUGGAAAGAGGUGACAAACAAGACGAAGUGGGAGGAACAGGCUGCCGAAGCUGCAGCUAAGUACAAGGUAGACAUUGCUGCCUAUCAGGCUAGUCUGAAGGACCGACCCCAGGAGAGUGAUGACGAGAAAGAUGAGAAAAAGCCGGUAAAAAAGAGCAAACCACCCAAGCGAGCGCCGAUGCUACAUGUCCAACCGAAGGGAUUUUGUCGGUGA